GCUCCAAACACAGGGGAAGCUGGGAGCCUGCUCCUCAGGCCACGACCCCCAGAGUCCAUGGAGUUCACCGCCCCAGCUCAGCUUGGCCCCAGCAGCCCUGAGAGAAACCCAGCUUCCCUCAGGACAGCCACGGGGCUCCUCCUCCUGCUGCUGGCCUCCUGUGCGUCCUCCACUCACCACAACCUCAAAGAGGAGUACACCAGCGUCUCCAAGUUCAACUUCUCGCCGCCCCUGCGCAUCUCAGAGGAGCGCAACCUGCUGGUGCUGACCUCUGCUGGUCUGACCCUGAUGCUGAACCAGACCCGCUUCCUCAUGGUGCUCUUCCACAACCCAUCCUCAAAGCAAUCCAGGAAUUUGGCUGAGGAGCUGGGUAAAGCUGUGGAGAUCAUCGGCAAGGGCAAGAAUGGACUUGGCUUCGGCAAAGUGGACAUCACUGUGGAGAAGGAGCUUCAACAGGAGUUUGGCGUGAAGAAGGCCCCGGAGUUGAAGCUGUUUUUUGAGGGCAAUAGGUCAGAGCCCACCAGCUGCAAAGGAGUGGUGGAGUCUACAGCCUUGGUUGUUUGGCUGAGAAGACAAAUUAGCCAGAGGGCAUUUUUGUUCAACACCAGCAGUGAUCUGGCAGAUUUCGUGUCAAUCAGACCCUUGGUCAUCGUUGGAUUUUUCCAGGACUUGGAAGAAGAUGUAGCAGAAUUGUUCUUUGAUACGAUCAAAGACUUCCCAGAGCUGGUAUUUGGAGUGAUGGAGAUCAAAAACACCCGUGGACGUUUCAGUGUCAUCCUGGACAGUGUCCUGGUGUUCAAAAAGGGAAGAAUCGCGAAACGCCAAGAGCUCAUUAAUGACAGUAACAACAAACAGGACCUCCAACAGAUCAUAAAAGAGCACCUUACAGAUUUUGUGAUUGAAUACAACACUGAGAGCAAGGAUCUGAUUUACGAAAUGCGCGUCUUCAGUCACAUGCUGCUCUUCAUCUCCAAAACCUCCGAGGCAUACGGUGUCAUAAUCCAGCAUUAUAAAAUGGCAUCGAAGGAGUUCCAGAACAAGAUCCUUUUCAUCCUUGUGGACACAGACCAACCGAAAAACAAGCGUGUCUUUGAGUACUUCCGGGUCUCGGAGUUCAAUAUACCAUGUGUCCAAAUCCUAAACUUGAGUUCGGAUGCCAGAUACAAAAUGCCUUCAGAUGAGAUAACCUAUGAAAACCUCAGGAGAUUUGGCCGCAGCUUCCUAAGUAACGCUGCCAAGAAACAUCAGUCCAGCGAAGAGAUUCCAGAUUAUUGGGAUCAGGGUCCAGUUAAGAAGCUUGUGGGGAAGAACUUCAAUGUGGUCGUCUUUGACAAAGAAAGGGACGUUUUUGUGAUGUUCUAUGCACCGUGGUCUGAGAAGUGCCAGGUACUCUUCCCAGUGCUGGAGGAGCUGGGCAGAAAGUAUCAAAACCACUCCACGGUCACCAUCGCCAUGAUCAACAUCAUGGCAAAUGACAUCCAGCUGACUCCAUUGGACCGGUACCCAUUCUUCAGACUUUUCCCCACCGACUCUCAACAGGCUGUGGUGUAUAAGGGUGAACACACCGUGAAGGGUUUCUCUGACUUUCUGGAAAGCCAUAUCAAGGUUAGGAUUGAGGAUGAGGAUGAGCUAUUAUCCAUUGAACAAAAUGAAGUGAUAGAAGAGGAGGUAUUAGCUGAAGGAAAAGAAGUACCUUCUAUGGAGAAAGAAUUACCUGAGGUGCAGGUGCCAGAGCAGGAGAACGUGACCACGCUGGAAGAGCCAGUAGGGCAGGAGAUACCAGCUAAGAAAGAGGAGGUAGUCACAAAGCCAAAAGGAUCUCCAAGACCAGAGAAGAAACCAAAACUCAAGGAUGAACUUUAGGGUUUCCAAAACCAGGAGGAAGGGGCCCAUGUUUCAGGUCCUGGCAUCAUUUCUGAGUGGAUCUACUCCCAGUAAUAUAUCAUUAUGAUGGUGUAU
Molecule: messenger RNA, 1959 nt
Organism: Sciurus carolinensis (gray squirrel)
Lineage: Eukaryota; Metazoa; Chordata; Mammalia; Rodentia; Sciuridae
Gene: Pdilt
Product: protein disulfide isomerase like, testis expressed
Exons: 12
Coding region: 58-1863 (601 amino acids)
Biological process (GO): protein folding
Cellular component (GO): endoplasmic reticulum
Source: RefSeq, a predicted model, not a curated record